ACGUGAUGACGUAGUUCCUCUACACGUCGGCUCCGGGGAAAACAACACCGAAACGACCCCAGCCCGAAAGAAAAACACCAAAUAUUCAGCGUACUCCUCAACUGUAACUGCAUCCGACUUCUAAAACCGUAGUCUAACGUAACGAGAGCACAAUGCCCCAGAACGAGCACAUUGAGUUACACCGGAAGCGCCAUGGCUACCGCCUGGACCACCAUGAGAAGAAAAGGAAGAAGGAGAGCAGAGAGGCUCACGAGAGGUCCCACAAAGCCAGGAAGAUGAUCGGCUUGAAGGCAAAACUGUACCACAAACAGAGACACGCAGAGAAGAUUCAGAUGAAGAAGACCAUCAAAAUGCACGAACAGAGGAAGACCAAGCAGAAGAAUGACGACAAGACCCCUGAGGGAGCAGUUCCAGCGUACCUUCUGGACAGAGAGGGACAGUCCCGUGCAAAGGUCCUCUCCAACAUGAUCAAGCAGAAGAGAAAAGAAAAGGCUGGAAAAUGGGAAGUGCCCCUGCCAAAGGUGCGCGCUCAAGGAGAGACAGAAGUUCUCAAAGUCAUCAAGACUGGAAAAAGACAGAAGAAAGCCUGGAAGAGGAUGGUCACAAAAGUUUGCUUUGUUGGCGAUGGCUUCACACGUAAACCUCCAAAGUAUGAACGUUUCAUCAGACCCAUGGGUUUACGUUUCAAGAAGGCUCACGUCACACAUCCAGAGUUGAAAGCAACAUUCUGUCUUCCCAUCCUCGGUGUGAAGAAGAACCCCUCAUCGCCUCUCUACACCUCUCUGGGAGUCAUCACGAAAGGAACAGUCGUGGAGGUCAACGUCAGCGAGUUGGGUCUGGUUACACAGGGAGGAAAGGUUAUCUGGGGUAAAUACGCCCAAGUGACAAAUAACCCAGAGAACGAUGGCUGCAUUAAUGCAGUUUUGCUGGUAUAAAACUCAACCUGCCAGGGGACUCUUGCUUUACAUCAAGAUUGAAGAUGACGUCACAUGUGGAACAAGCUGCGGCCUUUCGUGCACUCAAAGAGUGAUGAGGCUGCUCUCGGGAACAUUUUUUUCUAACAAACAGGACACUAGGAGGAAGGAUAUUUACUGUUGAGUUUGAUCAAAAUAAACCUGAAAUGGCACCAGA
Molecule: messenger RNA, 1131 nt
Organism: Cololabis saira (Pacific saury)
Lineage: Eukaryota; Metazoa; Chordata; Actinopteri; Beloniformes; Belonidae
Gene: nsa2
Product: NSA2 ribosome biogenesis homolog (S. cerevisiae)
Exons: 6
Coding region: 153-935 (260 amino acids)
Biological process (GO): maturation of 5.8S rRNA; maturation of LSU-rRNA
Cellular component (GO): nucleolus; preribosome, large subunit precursor
Source: RefSeq, a predicted model, not a curated record